AUGCUCGCAUACUCGGCAUUCUUAUCGACACUACUUGUUUAUGCUCUAGCCUCCGGUGGCGCUGUCUCCAACCGCACGCUGGUCACGAUAUCUUAUCGUGGAAACCGACUCGACAUCCGUCAUGUACCGAAUAUGAUGGCAAAGGUCAUAUCUGCUUCCGGUGGAAGAGCAUACGCCCUCACCCAAGAUGACCAUGAGUGCGAGCGGUGUUUCGCUCAAGAUGGUAUGGUAUAUGACUUGAAGGCGAUAGGGAUCCAGAUUGUAGAGUCUAAAUGCUCAGUUGGUCACAGUCAAAUUCUGGACUACUUGAGGAAAGCCGAAGAUUUGCUCGACAUUGAAUUUGAAUGUGAGCCAGACUCUGAGGUCAGUCUGGUCCCGAAUCCCUUAUCACAUACGGCCCAAACAUCUCAUAUAAUUACCACCAAGUGUAAUGGUGGCAAUUCUGUUCUCGGUACCAACGACCCCGCCUCCUCCUGCCAGCGUAACCUCGAGGUUAUCCGCCUAGGGGCUGCCUGGGAAGCCGUUCGCUCAGCCGGACCGGAGCUGAAGGAUGUUAUCUUGGCCAUCAUCGAUAGUGGUGUUGACAUGACUCAUCCCGACUUGGUCAAUCAAUUCUGGAGGAACCCAUCUGACAACUCUAUUGGCUUCAACUUCAUAACGAACAGUACUAAUGUUGCUGAUGACAAUGGCCAUGGUACUCACUGUGCCGGGAAUGCAGCCGCUCAGACUAAUAAUAGCAUCGGUAUUGCAGGAGUGGCGAAUAUGGAUGGAUCGAUGCCCCAUGUGAAGCUGAUGAUUUUGAAGUUCGUUGACUCAUACGGGUCUGGCCUGGCCAGUGACGCAAUGAGGGCUCUCAACUUCGCGGUCGAGAAUGGUGCCGCAUUGUCCUCUCAUUCAUAUGGCUAUGCUAUCCCGAAAAAACUCCUGGAAACUGGUUUCAAGAACGCUGCUGCUGCUGGGCAUGUUACAAUUGUUUCUGCUGGAAAUAACAGAGCUAGAUUAGAGGAUGAUGCACAUUAUCCGUGCUCCUAUGCGCCAGAAAUCCCAUCUAUGCUCUGUAUCGCUGCCAGUACUUCUGACCCAACUGAAACCGUCUCUCUGGCUAGUUUUUCGAAUGCUGCUACGUUUAUAAAGGUGGCCGCUCCCGGUGUUUAUAUCUAUUCGACCAUGCCAAGAGGGUCAUAUGGCUAUAUGAGUGGUACAUCGAUGUCGACCCCCACUACUGCCGGUGUCGCGGCUUUGCUGGCUACUCUGGGUCUCAAAGGCCAGGAUAUAACGAACAUCAUCAUAAAUUCUAGGACAACUGGUAUCCCCAAUGAGUUCAAUCUAUCUGACAUCGGAGAGGUGGAUACUCUCAAGGCCGUUCAAAUGGCUCUCAAGCAAGUGAUCAGCUUCGCAGCGAGUAAUUCGCUCAGGGGUUACGGACGCUGA
Molecule: messenger RNA, 1431 nt
Organism: Perkinsus marinus ATCC 50983
Lineage: Eukaryota; Perkinsozoa; Perkinsida; Perkinsidae
Product: Major intracellular serine protease precursor, putative
Exons: 1
Coding region: 1-1431 (476 amino acids)
Biological process (GO): proteolysis
Molecular function (GO): serine-type endopeptidase activity
Source: RefSeq, a predicted model, not a curated record